AUGUCAAAGCAACUCGAAGCAAAUAUAGUCAACCUUCCUACAGAACUCAGUCAAGAGAUAUUCUCUUUAACGCUGGCCGCAAUUGACAUUCGUCAUGGUGUUAGAUUGAGAUAUGUCAACAAAUUCUUCCGAGAUGCCGUUGACAAUGCUAUGUGUAAAGAGAAAUUCUUUGUUCGACUCACACGGCGUAGACGGGUAAGGCCACCUCGUGCUCUGAAGUCGGAAUAUCUGUUGCCAAGAUUGAAUCGCGAGAAUCGAACAACGGUUCCUUCCAGACUCAUUCAUGACACUCUUGAUCUGAUUGUCGAUAUUCAAGAGAAUCAUGUUUCUUCUGAUACACAGGCCCAAUUUGAUCAACACAUUUACUUGGAAGCCUUGUCCAAGUGGUUUGUGGAUCAGCUUCAAGUGGAGGUUUUACUAUAUUUUAUAAAACCAUCUCGAAAGCCAAGGCUUCACUCUGUUAUCCUCGCAGAUUGGGCUCAAGACAAAAUACUGGGCGAAUGGACGGAUGAUCAAAAGAACCUGGCUGCUUUAGUCGCAGCUGCAUCUACUGGAGAUCUACAGAUGAUGAAAUAUCUGAUUGAAAGUACCACCUUUUCAAACCCAAGUCAAUGUUUCGGUUGUCCCUUGACAACUGCUAUCAGAAAGAGCCAGACUGCUUCGGUAAAGUUAUUGGUUGAUUCGGUCGAUCUACAUUGUGUUUUCAACUUCGAAUCUGCGAUCCUUCACGCUUGUCACAUCGGCGAUCAACCAACCACAGAACUACUCUUGAACCUCACCAACUCAUCAACAACAUACAUCUCAGCUCUCCACACAGCAGCCUUCAAAGGCUGCAUCACCGGUCGUCGCCCAGAACUCUUCACCCACCUUCUCACCACCAUCUUUCACACCACAACGCCCUUCACCAAAUCCCUCUUCCACGCCGCCGCCCGCUCCAACUUCCACCCCUUCAUCCCCCUCUCCCUCGCCUCAGGAUUCGACAUAAACAUCAACUUCCGCUCCGGCUACACCCGCCACCCAGAUGUCAUCCGCUGUGCCUCCCGCCACGGCUCUACCGACUUCCUCUCCCUCCUCCUUACCUCCGGCAUUCGCCGUGGUUUCCGUGACGACUGCGACUUCCUCUCCCGCGCCCUCUGCGUAGCCGCUGAAUUCGGUCAAGACAAAAUCAUCCCCAUUCUCCUCGACGCUGGGGCUGAUAUAAACUACCACACCGAAACGCACUACGUCGGCCACCCCUCUUUAUCCGUAACCCAAUACACGCCCCUCGAAGCCGCGUGUCUCAAAGUCGAGCUCUCCACCGCACGUCUCCUUCUCGCUCGUGGGGCAGACGUUAAUGCCCAUAAAAGGGGAAACCAGAUUUUGAGCGACGUGUGUAAUAAAGGGGAGCUGGAGAUUGUGAGGGCGUUGCUUGAGGCGGGGGUGAGUCCCGAUCCGCCGUUCCCGCUUCCGAAGAGGAGGUGGCCCAGGGCGUAUAUGCCGUUGUUACGUGCGCUUGCUGGGCGACAUAACAUGGUUGCGAACUUGUUGUUAGAGUUUGGGGCGUUGGAUUUGAGACCGAGGGUUUUUGGGGAGGGGAGUAAGGAGGUGAGGGCUUUGGAGUGA
Messenger RNA from Glarea lozoyensis ATCC 20868, 1602 nucleotides. RefSeq names its product Ankyrin repeat-containing protein. Lineage: Eukaryota; Fungi; Ascomycota; Leotiomycetes; Helotiales; Helotiaceae. Bases 1 to 1602 code for a protein of 533 amino acids. The record is from RefSeq and is a predicted model, not a curated record. The transcript has 2 exons. Gene Ontology annotation, molecular function: protein binding.